AUGAUGUAUCAAUGUUGUUUAAUUGCACUAAUGAUAGCGCACUGUGUAUCAUCACCGGAUCAGACGGAGCGGAGGGAUCCCCAGCACAGGCGGCCAGCGUUUGCCGAUGACAUCCAGAACGGGAGCCAGAUUGAACCGUUCUCAGGGCACAGAACGGGCACAAAACAAGGCCAUUUGUCUGUUGGAGAACAGCGAGCCAUUGUUGGUGCGUCCGACAUACAACCGCUCAUCGAACAGGACGUGUACGACGGUGACGAAGAGGAGCCGGAGGGUGACGAGGGCGAGGUAGAUGACAGGCGAGCGGUGACGGUCGACGACAGUGGGUACGAAGAAGGGUACGACAACGCAAAUGUCAUUAUUCAUGAUGACCCCGUACGGUUACCGACUCAUCAGAGCAGUGUGAGGCUUAGAUCUACAUCCGAUCCCGCCGGCGGGUUGAAGGAGCUCAAUGGCCUGGAGGCAAUCGAAAACUCGUUCAGUUCAACCAGUGCAAAUCAGCACCUCCUACACCAACGCCCGAGGGCUUCCCAACAGCAGCAGCAGCACAGCUCAGCAGACGAUAUCAUCCAACCACCGUCGCCUUUGCUGAUUCUGUCUACUGACGCUGACGGUGCUAAUUCCUUGUCUACGACGGAUUUAGCAGGGCUAACAGUAUCCACAGCAAUGGAAGUGGAUGCAGCGCUCGGGGCGGUAAGCCUCAACGAAUCUCUCUCGAACCAGCGAGCUACGCGUAGGCCAACAAAUGCACAAGCCGCUGCAAUGGUUCAAAAUAUGGCCUACGUCAGCACGCCCGUGCACAUGGCGGCAGCUAUUCCGCACAACGAAGCUUCUAAGCUUCCACAAAAUCUUCCACAAGUACAACUUCCAACUACUGGCGGACCUGGUUCCGAUGUAUAUCCCGACAUGGCCAGCGGUACGCUAGCGCCAUUUUCAACGGUCGCCUCACAACGACAUAGAACGAUCAAUUCGAUGAACCUUAAUCCGACCACUCCGGCGAUGGUCGUAAAACCAGUCGGUGAACAUCGAAAGUUGCUAAAGAGCACCGGUCCCAUCCUCAACUACGUGUUCGACCAUCAUCCUCCGUACUACAAGUCGAACUACUAUAACGCGAGGUAUGGACCGCACUUCGAAACCGAUAACGUCACCAAUAUCACUGUACAGAACGGUGACACACUCUUCCUGAGCUGCAGAAUAAGUUUACUUCAAGAUAAAACGGUAUCGUGGGUACGGCGAAAAAGUGGCGAAACGGCCCUACAGCUUCUCACUGUUGGAAAGCAGACCUACUCGGGAGACUCUCGAUAUCAGAUCGAGUUUCAGUACCCCAACAACUGGCGACUCAAGAUAUCGCAGGCCAACAAGAAUGAUGAGGGAGUGUACGAGUGCCAGAUAUCGACGCAUCCGCCAAAAGUUAUUAUUUACUACCUGCACGUUAAUGCCCCUGAGGUGCUCAUCGUGGACGAGGAAGGUGGGCCACUAUACGAUAAGUACUACGAGGUUGGCUCAACGAUAAAGCUGAUGUGCAAAAUCCGGCACAUCUCGAUGCUCCGGUCGGUCGUUUAUUGGAUACACAACGAAAACAUCCUCAACCACGACACGACACGGGGCGGCAUCAGUGUAAAAACGAAUUUAACCAGCGUCGGAGCCAAUUCGACACUUUUUGUAGCGAAGGUCAACCGGCAGGAUUCCGGUAGUUAUACGUGUUCCAUCGGACCAAACCAACACUACUCCAUCUCCGUACAUGUGCUCAACGGUACCGCAAACCCGUACGGAAUCUAUCAGCGAUCGUGUGCCUUCUCCAUGAUACUGCAAGCCGUGGAUCUGUGGCUUGUCGUCAGGAGCUUUCUCGUUCUAUUGUUGAAGUUUUCCGUAAACAGAUAG
This is a messenger RNA of Anopheles coustani, 1878 nucleotides long. RefSeq lists its product as uncharacterized. The record is from RefSeq and is a predicted model, not a curated record. Lineage: Eukaryota; Metazoa; Arthropoda; Insecta; Diptera; Culicidae. Gene Ontology annotation, cellular component: neuron projection membrane. The coding region runs from base 1 to 1878 and encodes 625 amino acids. Gene Ontology annotation, biological process: synapse organization. The transcript is spliced from 7 exons.